AUUUAUUCAGUAGGAGAAUGCUGAUCGUCUCUAAAUCCAGCACAAGAAGCACUGGUUUCUCCUGAAACUGUACUUUGACUUGUCAGGAGUAGAACUACGACAAGAGCAAUGAGCUUGGUCUGACUGCUGGUUUAAGGAGACAAAAGCUCUGCAGGAAGGCAGCAGACACAGUGAGUCUGCUCAGUGACUGUGCCUGGCGGGAUUUAUGAAAAGGAUGCUGCCGUUAGAGACACUCACCAUCGGCCCCAUGGUGGUUGAUACAAUGUCCCCUCUGCUUCUUCUUCUUCUUCUGCUGCUGCUGCUGCUGCUCUUCACCACCUGGAGCCAAACAAACUGCUCAGACAUACCAGGUCCUCGUUUUCUGGCAGGACUUGGUCCUAUUCUCUCCUACACCAGAUUCUUGUGGACUGGGAUUGGAACAGCAAGCAACUACUACAACAAUAAAUAUGGCAGCAUUGUUCGGGUCUGGAUUAACGGAGAGGAGACCCUCAUUUUGAGCAGCGCCUCUGCCGUGUACCAUGUGUUGAGGAGUGCCCAGUACACAGCCAGAUUUGGGAGCAAAACAGGGUUGGAGUGUAUUGGGAUGGAAGGAAGGGGUAUAAUUUUCAACAGUGAUGUCGCACUCUGGAAAAAAUCAAGGACAUAUUUCUCUAAAGCUCUGACAGGCCCCGGCCUCCAGAGGACAGUGGCGAUCUGUGUGAGCUCCACAGCCAAACACCUGGACAACCUGCAGGAGAUGACUGCUCCCUCUGGACACGUUGACGCUCUCAGUCUGCUGAGGGCCAUAGUGGUGGACAUCUCCAACAGGCUUUUCCUCAAGGUGCCACUCAAUGCGAAGGACUUGAUGGUGAAAAUCCAAAACUACUUUGAGACCUGGCAGACAGUUCUAAUAAAGCCAGAUAUAUUCUUCAAGAUUGGAUGGCUGUACAACAGGCACAAGAGAGCAGGCAAAGAGCUGCAAGAUGCAAUGGAGAGCCUUCUUGAAAUUAAAAGACAAAUGAUUAAUGAAACUGAUAAGCUGGAUGAUGAUCUUGACUUUGCAACUGAGCUAAUCUUUGCCCAGAACCACGGAGAGCUUUCAGCAGAUAACGUCAGGCAGUGUGUGCUGGAGAUGAUAAUUGCAGCACCUGACACGCUUUCCAUCAGCCUCUUCUUCAUGCUGAUGCUGCUGAAACAAAAUCCUGAUGUAGAGUUGAGGAUAGUGGAGGAGAUGACCACUGUCUUGACUGAAAACUUUGAUCAUCAAAAUUUGAAAGUGCUGGAGUGUUUCAUCAAAGAGUCCAUGAGGUUUCAUCCUGUGGUUGAUUUCACAAUGCGAAAAGCUCUGGAAGAUGACAACAUCGAAGGAACUAAAAUUAGAAAAGGAACCAACAUCAUUCUCAACACUGGUCUCAUGCAUAAGGGUGAAUUCUUCCCAAAACCAAAAGAGUUCAGCUUGACAAACUUUGCCAAAACAGUGCCCAGUCCUUUCUUCCAGCCCUUUGGCUGCGGGCCUCGUUCCUGCGUGGGCAAACACAUUGCUAUGGUGAUGAUGAAGGCCAUCUUGGUCACGCUGCUGUCUCGUUACACAGUGUGUCCUCAUCAGGGCUGCACCCUCAGCAGCAUCAGGCAGACCAACAAUCUGUCGCAGCAGCCUGUGGAGGAUGCGCACGGCCUGGCCAUGCGCUUCAUCCCUCGAACGACACAACCUCAGCCCAGUCAGCUCUGAAAUAUAGUGAUCAUGUUACAUUUUGGAUGAAAACUAUGGUGUUUAACUAUUAAAAUGAUGAGUUAGAGCUGAUGAGUUAAUACUACCUUGUGCAAAAACAACUUACACUCUAGACGUCUGGGUCAUCAUGUUUCUGUAUUUUCAUGGAGCAAGUAAAUCUGCCUCACCUUCUUUGAGAUAACUGAGGGUUAAGGAGCACAGUGCGAGGUUUCUGGCUCAUGUGACAUCAUAUGGAAAGCAAGAGCAGACAGGAGUAAAGAUUUUUGGUUUUCUUGAUGUGACAAAGUAAUCAUGACAGAAGCACCAGGAAUAAAUAAGUGUGAUUCUUAAUACACUGUAACUGACUUUUUCUACAUUUGUAUUAACAUAGGCAGAUUUGCAAGCUAAACAAAAAAAAUUUAAAGGACAUAUAGUCAUUUAAUGUAUAGUAUACUGGCUUGGGGUAAAUAUAUUGUUUGUUUAUAGUUCAUGUUAAAACUUUAUUUGUCAUGUUAUGUUAUUUCUUUUAAGAAAAAAAAAAGUUGUUAGACAACUGUCUGUUUAAUGUUUAUUGGUAGAUUAUUUAAUUAGUGUCUUUGUCCAUUCCCUGUGUGUGUUAAUAGUUUGGCCAGCCAGUAUAUAUGUUCCCCAUGUGUAUCAUUUGUAUUGUGUAAUUCUGUUACAGUACAGUUUGCUGUAUUCUGAGUUACCUUUUCUUUUGCGGACCUCUUUCAAAGAUCAAAUUGAUUCCACAAAUGCUGCUUUUACAGCUGUAAGAAAUAACAAGGCAUAGGCCCACUACUUUGUUUAUUUUCUUUCAACAAUUGCCUAAUACUACUGUACUGUAAGUGGGGUUGAUCAGAGUAACUAAAGCAAAAGAGUAAGUUAAUAGCCAUAAAAUAACAAUAAGGUAGAAGUUGAUACUGUACAUUUCUCUGUAGUGCUGAGUGGAGCAUGCAGUUGUGGACUCAUACAACCCCUUUCACAGCACAGUUAUUAUUUAUUGUUAAAAGAUUGUUCGGUGCAACUUAAAAGCAGCUUAAAACUAAGAAUUGAGACAAGUCUUCCACAGAACGGCUUUUAGAGUUUUCCCAAACAGCUUUAGACUUAAAUUGCUGACAGCAAAAUGAAUUAUCAUUAUAAUUAUUGUGUGGAAUUUCAUCAGUGGCGUUUUACAAUCAUUUUAGGUCAAUAAAAUAUUGAUCUAAUUCAGAAAAAGAUCAUAACAAGAUCAUGAUCAAUAGUUAUGUAACCUGUUAUGAUUGCAUAACUAGUAUUGUACAAA
Molecule: messenger RNA, 2972 nt
Organism: Monopterus albus (swamp eel)
Lineage: Eukaryota; Metazoa; Chordata; Actinopteri; Synbranchiformes; Synbranchidae
Gene: cyp19a1b
Product: cytochrome P450, family 19, subfamily A, polypeptide 1b
Exons: 10
Coding region: 206-1708 (500 amino acids)
Biological process (GO): female gonad development; response to estradiol
Cellular component (GO): endoplasmic reticulum
Molecular function (GO): iron ion binding; aromatase activity; heme binding
Source: RefSeq, a predicted model, not a curated record